GGCUCCACCCAACGCCAACGGAUCGUCUCGUCUCGGCGUUGGCCAGCUCUGCUCUCUCAUCACGGACAUGGAGGAGAACUCGUCGAGCUCUUAAAUCUGCUUCGGUUCCCGCGUGUUCAUCUCCCUCCAUCGUUUCGCAGGCGCCGGCGCCGCCCGCCGCCGCCGUGAGGAUCAUCCGGGUACUCUCACUGGUCAAAUCCACGAUCGUUGCUCUCCAACUCCGCUUUCUUUUCCUUCGUGUUUGAUGUGAUUUGAGUCGCGCCGGGUAUGCAAACGAUUUCAGUGCCCGCCGUCUGUUUGAUUCUGUUCUCGAGGCUGAGAAUAAAAGUCUGUAGGGUCUUCCUGCUUGCAAAUUGUUGCUAACUAUUUCAGUUGCAAAAGUCAUGAAUUUCCUGAUUGCAGCUUUUAAACCACCAUGUACUAUUUCGAUCUCAUUGUCGGCUGGAAGAACAAACAAGCAGGUACCAUUGAAGAAGGACAAUGGUCAAACAGUUUUGGUUCCUCUCUUUGAAAGUCAGGAGAGUAUAAUUGGAGAGGUUGUUGUUGAACCAUUGCAAGGGAAGAAGGUUGAGCACAUUGGUGUUAAAGUCGAGCUCCUCGGCCAGAUAGAAUUGUAUUUCGACAGGGGCAACUUCUAUGAUUUUACAUCUUUGGUGCGUGAACUUGAUGUACCUGGUGAAUUAUAUGAAAGAAAAACGUACCCAUUUGAGUUCUCAACUGUCGAGAUGCCCUACGAAUCCUAUAAUGGAGUCAACGUAAGACUCAGGUAUAUUUUGAAAGUAACGAUUAGCAGAAACAUUGUCGGCAACAUUGUGGAGAGUCAGGAUUUUGUGGUCCGGAAUUACACGCCACUUCCAACUAUCAAUAACAGCAUCAAGAUGGAAGUUGGGAUCGAGGAUUGCCUACACAUUGAGUUUGAAUACAACAAAAGCAAGUAUCACUUGAAGGAUGUUAUAAUCGGCAAAAUCUACUUUCUUGUUGUAAGAAUCAAGAUAAAGAAUAUGGAGCUUGAGAUCAGGCGUCGAGAAUCAACUGGAACAGGCCAUAAUACCUAUGUUGAGACGGAAACCCUAGCUAAAUUUGAGUUGAUGGAUGGCGCUCCAGUCAGGGGCGAAUCGAUCCCAAUCAGAUUGUUCCUGAGCCCGUACGAAUUAACACCAACGUACCGCAACAUUAAUAAUAAAUUCAGCGUGAAGUAUUAUCUAAACCUUGUUCUAGUGGAUGAAGAGGACCGGCGGUACUUCAAGCAGCAAGAAAUUACAGUAUACCGGCUUCUUGAAACUGUGUGAUUCUUUUCCUGGCUUGUACGAUCUCAUUGUUUGAUUCCGAGAAGAGGUUGCACUUUCAAACAUCGGACUGGAGCCCUCAUCUGGUUUUACUGAGGAACCAGGCACCCUUGCGAUAUCUGAAGAGCCACUUAAACGGGAGAUGACCGAUCCCAUGUUACGGUCUAUCUACGCACCGAAACGAGUAGGCCCUUCAAGUUCAGCCUGCUCGUUUUCAGCUAGAAGGGUGUCUCUUUGUUCUUCUUAUGGCCGUCAUCCUCUGUGUUGACUUGGGGCAUUUUUUGCCACCAGAUACGAUGUCGCGAUUGCAUUCCGUUUGAUACCGUAUCUUCUUUUAUUAUUCCGUAGGGCGGCUUUCCGUGUCGACAUAAGACUUCACAUCUUGUUUUUACGUGGUAACUUAGAUUGCAUCCGCCGAAGAAGAUAAAAGAUAGAGGAUCAAAUUCUGGACGUGUAGCAUAUGAACGGAUGCACUUUAAUAGUUUAUUGCACUUAUCCUCAGAUUGAACGAUGGUCCAUUGAUGAUCUACAGUUUAUAGUUUAUCGUA
Molecule: messenger RNA, 1834 nt
Organism: Rhodamnia argentea
Lineage: Eukaryota; Viridiplantae; Streptophyta; Magnoliopsida; Myrtales; Myrtaceae
Product: vacuolar protein sorting-associated protein 26A-like
Exons: 12
Coding region: 384-1289 (301 amino acids)
Biological process (GO): retrograde transport, endosome to Golgi; intracellular protein transport
Cellular component (GO): retromer complex; endosome
Source: RefSeq, a predicted model, not a curated record